This is a messenger RNA of Erinaceus europaeus (western European hedgehog), 2207 nucleotides long. It is a transcript of the gene PRPF19, whose product is annotated as pre-mRNA processing factor 19. Gene Ontology annotation, molecular function: protein binding; ubiquitin protein ligase activity. Lineage: Eukaryota; Metazoa; Chordata; Mammalia; Eulipotyphla; Erinaceidae. Gene Ontology annotation, biological process: protein ubiquitination; DNA repair; mRNA splicing, via spliceosome. Bases 266 to 1780 code for a protein of 504 amino acids. Gene Ontology annotation, cellular component: Prp19 complex; U2-type catalytic step 1 spliceosome; cytoplasm. The record is from RefSeq and is a predicted model, not a curated record. The transcript is spliced from 16 exons.
AGCGCUCGGUGGCGGGCCCUUUCCUGCCGGGUUGCAUUGUGGGAAAGAGCAGUUUCCGUUAGGGCGCUGCAGACUGAGGCGCGCGACUGGCCGCAGCCGCACGUGAACCGCUGCGUCUGCAUCGCCCCGCGGGGCCGCCGCUGCCCGUUCGCCGCCGAGGGGCUCAGAACCCGCCGGCAGCCGGAAGUGGCCCGCGGCGCCGUCGCCGAAACCGAGCCCCGGAGCCCCCGAGGCGUGAAGCGCUUCGCUGCGCAGUGACGGCGCCAUGUCCCUCAUCUGCUCCAUCUCCAACGAAGUGCCAGAGCACCCCUGCGUGUCCCCCGUGUCCAACCACGUCUACGAGCGGCGCCUCAUCGAGAAGUACAUCGCGGAGAAUGGCACGGACCCCAUCAACAACCAGCCCCUGUCCGAGGAGCAGCUCAUCGACAUUAAAGUUGCUCACCCCAUCCGGCCCAAGCCCCCCUCAGCCACCAGCAUCCCGGCCAUUCUGAAAGCCCUGCAGGAUGAGUGGGAUGCCGUCAUGCUGCACAGCUUCACUCUGCGCCAGCAGCUGCAGACCACCCGCCAGGAGCUAUCCCACGCGCUGUACCAGCAUGAUGCUGCCUGCCGCGUCAUUGCCCGUCUGACCAAGGAGGUCACCGCUGCCCGAGAAGCUCUGGCCACCCUGAAGCCACAGGCAGGCCUCAUCGUGCCCCAGGCUGUGCCAAGCUCCCAGCCCAGCGUGGUGGGUGCGGGUGAACCCAUGGAUCUGGGCGAGCUGGUGGGCAUGACCCCCGAGAUCAUCCAGAAGCUUCAAGACAAGGCCACUGUGCUAACCACGGAGCGUAAGAAGAGAGGGAAGACUGUGCCUGAGGAGCUGGUGAAGCCCGAAGAGCUCAGCAAAUACCGGCAGGUGGCAUCCCAUGUGGGCUUGCACAGCGCCAGCAUCCCCGGGAUCCUCGCCCUGGACCUGUGCCCGUCUGACACUAACAAAAUCCUCACUGGUGGGGCGGAUAAGAACGUCGUCGUCUUUGACAAGAGCUCUGAGCAGAUUUUGGCCACCCUCAAAGGCCACACCAAGAAAGUCACCAGUGUGGUGUUUCACCCUUCACAGGAGCUGGUGUUCUCUGCUUCUCCCGAUGCCACAAUCAGGAUUUGGUCGGUCCCGAACGCCUCUUGUGUUCAGGUUGUUCGGGCCCAUGAGAGCGCUGUGACAGGCCUCAGCCUCCAUGCUACUGGUGACUAUCUCCUGAGCUCCUCUGAUGACCAGUACUGGGCCUUCUCUGACAUCCAGACAGGACGUGUCCUCACCAAGGUGACCGACGAGACCUCUGGCUGCUCGCUCACCUGUGCACAGUUCCACCCUGAUGGACUCAUCUUUGGGACAGGAACCAUGGACUCUCAGAUCAAGAUCUGGGACUUGAAGGAGCGCACCAACGUGGCCAAUUUCCCAGGCCACUCGGGCCCCAUCACCAGUAUCGCCUUCUCCGAGAAUGGCUACUACCUGGCCACGGCGGCCGAUGACUCGUCCGUCAAGCUGUGGGACCUGCGCAAGCUGAAGAACUUUAAGACGCUGCAGCUGGAUAACAACUUUGAGGUGAAGUCCCUGAUCUUUGACCAGAGUGGCACCUACCUGGCCCUCGGGGGCACCGAUGUCCAGAUCUACAUCUGCAAACAGUGGACGGAGAUUCUUCACUUCACAGAGCACAGUGGCCUGACCACCGGGGUGGCCUUCGGGCACCACGCCAAGUUCAUCGCUUCCACAGGCAUGGACAGGAGCCUCAAGUUCUACAGCCUGUAGGCCUGGCCCUGACGCAAGCCGGGCCUCAUCUCAGUAGUGGGGUAGUGGGGUGGGGGUGGGGGGGAGAAGGGGAGAAGCUACGGGUGUGGGGAUGGGGGAGGGUGUACGGGGUGGGACAUUCAUACCAUUUCAUGGGGCUCCUGAGAGCCGAGGCGGCACAGACUGUUUGCAGCCUCCAGGCCCAGCUGGGAACAGGGGCAGGAGGUGGCACUGCCACCCUCUGAAGGCUCAGGUCGGAGCCCAGGGCCUCUCUCCUGUGUGGCCCGUUGAGUUGGUGGCGGCCACUCCACAGCCACCCAGUCUUAAGUUCCUGGGGGACGGGAGAGGCCGAGCCAAGGGAACUGUGAAGGGGAUGGGUACGAGGGCUCACACAGGGUUUUGUAAGCAGCGAUCUAGUUUCAUUAAAAAAAGAAAACAAUAAACGUAA